AACUCCUUUUUUUGCUCUUCACAAUUUUAUCUCAGAUUAAACCCUAAAAGACUCGAGAUCAAAAUAAGGCCAGAUCAUUCUUCGGUUCUCUUAUCUCUUCAUCCCAUUCAAUUCAAAUUUAGGUUCACUCACUGUCAUUCUGUUGUUUAAUGUUGAAGUUUUAGAGCAAUUAAACUUUCAUUAAGAAAUCAAGAUUUAUGGUAGUCAAUGGCCAGGAAAAAGCAUACCAUGCCGGCUCAAAACAAUUCAGGUGAAGGUUACCAAUGUGAUGAAAAACUUCCCAAAGUCAAUUGGUUGCAGCAUGUUGACGCUCAUGAUAAAUUUUCAUGCCAAAAGAAGUUUCUGUCAACGAAUUUCCUUUUCUCCAUGGGAAGGCAAAAACCUUGUACUCAAGGAGAAAUGGUUACACAGCUGAUGUCCUGUCAGAUUCAAGAUUCCCAAAAAUUCCAGCAUUCUCAGGUUGAAAAGGCUUGGCAGAUUCUUUCCAGCCUUCCAACAUCUUGCAGGACCUACUUAAGACCAGGAACAACUGCUCCAGUUAAGACUUCAGUUGAUGAGAUUUCAAAUAAUCGGAGAAGAAGCUCUACCCUAAUGGAGUCAUCAGACAUGAAACAGUCUGAAAAUAUGCAUGUCCAUCCUAACAGCAAUGAAACUGAUGACAUGAUCAAUGGAUAUGGAAGGUUCUUGACUAGUUAUUUUCCAUCAAAUAAUGCCAAUUCUGUGGAAGGUGGAAAUAAUCAACGAGGGAACAGUGAGAUUAAACCAUCAGUGUUCAGCCAUAGUAAUACUAAAGUAUUAGGUGGAUCAUUAAGGAACCAAACUGUCCAUGCUGAGCAACUGGGUCUGCUUGCAGAGGUUUUGACUAAUGAAAUUGAUGACGAUGACCUACUUAAGGAUAUUGACGUGGACCAGAUUGUCUCAGAACAUUAUCAAUCAACUUCUACACCUCAACCUUCAGUUUCUAAACUUCCACCCAUUACACCAAGUGUGGAUAAAAGUGCUUUUGCUGGACAAGAAGAAACUUAUUUACCUCCUGAAUUAUGCUCAAACUGCAGUCAUUGGUGUAAGUUAGGACAUUGCCCAGAAGCUGGUAGUCAUGUGCAGGAGAUGAAAGACACGUUGAUUGCUGUGUCAAAUGAAUUACUUGACAAUGCUACCAACCUGAGUCCAGAGCAGAUAGAGAAGCUUCGUCAAGAUAGGUUGCAGCUAAAUAAGCAAAUUCAGCAGCUUGAAAAAUAUAUAUGCGAUGUGGAAAGGAAAAGCUCAAGUUUUUUAGCAUCAACGACACACACUUCUCAUUAUGGAACACCACAAACAGCUUCAUUCAACACUAACACAAUUCAAUUUGAUGCCCAGGUUCAUUUACGUAAUGAACCAAAUGGGUAUGACAAUUGGAAUUCAUCAACAGAUACAUUCUCCUCUGUAAAUAGUUUUGGUGUUCCAUCAGGUCCUAUUGAAAGAGAACCAUAUGUUCCACAGAUUAUUGAUGUAAAUUAUAUUGAAGGCUCAAAUGACCAAAAGUGGAGUAGUAGAGAUUUUCCCUGGACUAAAAACCUGGAGGAAAAUAACAAAAAAGUGUUUGGGAACCACUCAUUUCGCCCCAACCAAAGAGAGAUUAUUAAUGCUACUAUGAGUGGCUAUGAUGUUUUUGUUCUUAUGCCUACAGGAGGGGGGAAGAGCCUGACAUAUCAGCUGCCUGCUCUUAUCUGUUCAGGAAUAACAUUGGUGAUAUCUCCCUUAGUGUCACUCAUCCAAGAUCAAAUAAUGCAUUUGUUGCAGGUAAAUAUACCUGCUGCUUACUUGAGUGCCAAUAUGGAUUGGACUGAACAACAGGAGAUCCUUAGAGAUCUUACUUCUGAUUAUUGUAAAUACAAGUUGUUAUAUGUUACACCAGAGAAAGUGGCUAAGAGUGAUGUCCUGUUGCGGCACUUGAACAUUCUAAAUACAUCUGACUUGCUUGCAAGGAUUGUUAUUGAUGAAGCUCACUGUGUGAGUCAAUGGGGACAUGACUUUAGGCCGGAUUAUCAGGGCCUUGGUAUCUUGAAGCAGAAGUUUCCAAAAACUCCAGUUUUAGCUUUAACUGCAACUGCAACAGCCAGUGUAAAAGAAGAUGUUGUGCAAGCUCUUGGUCUCAAUAACUGCAUUGUAUUCAGGCAAAGUUUUAAUCGCCCAAAUCUAUGGUAUUCUGUUAUCCCCAAAACAAAGAAGUGUGUGGAAGAUAUUGACAAGUUCAUUAAAGAAAAUCAUUUUGAUGAAUGUGGAAUUAUUUAUUGUCUUUCAAGAAUGGAUUGUGAAAAAGUUGCUGAGAAGUUGCAGGAAUAUGGACAUAAGGCAGCAUAUUAUCAUGGUAAUAUGGAUCCUUCACAACGUGCCUUUAUUCAGAAGCAGUGGAGCAAAGAUGAAAUCAACAUAAUUUGUGCUACAGUAGCAUUUGGAAUGGGUAUCAACAAACCGGAUGUUCGCUUUGUCAUUCAUCAUUCUCUUCCAAAAUCAAUUGAAGGUUACCAUCAGGAGUGUGGUCGUGCAGGUCGAGAUGGUCAACGCUCAUCUUGCUUAUUGUAUUAUAGUUACAGCGAUUAUAUACGCAUCAAGCAUAUGAUUAGUCAAGGUGCAGCAGAGCAAAGCCCCUCAAUGAAUGGAUAUAGUCGCUUUAAUAAUUCAGGGAGGAUUUUGGAGACAAAUACUGAAAAUCUCCUGCGUAUGGUUGGUUACUGUGAAAAUGAUGUUGAUUGCAGACGUCUUUUACAGCUUCUGCAUUUUGGAGAAAAAUUCAAUUCUGCAAACUGCCAAAAAACUUGUGAUAAUUGUUGCAAGGUUAAAAGUUCUGUUGAUAAGGAUGUCACAAAUAUAGCAAAACAACUGGUUGAACUAGUAAGAUUAACAGGCCAGCAGUUUUCAUCAUCGCAUAUAUUAGAAGUCUACAGAGGCUCCUUAAGCCAAUUUGUCAAAAAACAUAGACACGAGUCUUUCAGCCUGCAUGGCGCGGGAAAACAUUUAGCCAAGGGUGAAGCUUCCCGCAUAAUACAUCAUCUUGUUGUUGAGGAAUUCCUUUUGGAAGACGUUAAGAAGAGUGAUAUUUAUGGAUCUAUGUCGUCAGUGUUGAAGGUAUCCAUAGAAUUGAAGGCUAAAACUCUUUUCCUUGGUGGGCAGGCAAUAAUAAUAAGAUUUGCUAGCUCUGUAAAAGCAACUAAAGCAAGCAAACCAGAAGCCAAUCCAGCAAAAGGCUCCUUGACCGCUUCAGGGAAGAUAAGUCCACAAAGUGUUGAUACUUCAGCCCAAUCCCACUCCAUAGUCGACUUGAAUCUGUCUGCAAAACUGUAUUCUGCUUUGCGAAUGAUUCGAACUGCUCUUGUUAAAGAAGCCAGUGAAGGGGUCAUGGCAUACCACAUAUUUGGAAAUGCUACCCUGCAGCACAUAAGUAAAAGAGUUCCAAGAACAAAGGAAGAACUCCUGGAAAUCAAUGGCAUUGGGAAGGCUAAGGUAAUCAAGUAUGGAGAAUUAUUGGAAACCAUUGAAACUACCAUAAAGGAACACUACAAAACAGACAAAAUCGGCAGUGGCAGCAGCAAUGACAGUAAUGACUCGGCAAAGCGAAGAAGAGAUGCAACUGCUGCUCCACCAAAUGCGAAUGCCGGUGAUUACAACAACAACGAUGACUUCACCAGAAGCACCGGUAGAUCCAAGAAAAGGACAGUUGAAAGGAGGGCCAAAGCUGGUGAUCCGUAUCCUUCAAAAGACCCAGGUUAUUAUAACAAUACUGAUAAUGAUGAUCUAUGCCCUGCUGUUCAUGACCUUCAAUUUGAUGAUCUUGAUUAUUUACACGACGAUGUUGAAUCGAAUGGGAACUGCCCAGAGGUAGGGGCCAACUUGAAUGGUGUAGUGAGGGUGCUACCUUCUUGGUCAAGAACAUGACAUAACGGGUAAACUGUAACACGGAUUUGUAGCUGAAUGUUUUGAUUUUGUUGAAGGAAAUGUAAAUUGUAUACACUACAUUUCGUCUAAAAUGCCGGAACACGUGGUUUUGAGAGGCAUUCUUUGUUCCG
This is a messenger RNA of Hibiscus syriacus, 4043 nucleotides long. Its product is annotated as ATP-dependent DNA helicase Q-like 4A. The record is from RefSeq and is a predicted model, not a curated record. Gene Ontology annotation, cellular component: nucleus; cytoplasm; chromosome. Lineage: Eukaryota; Viridiplantae; Streptophyta; Magnoliopsida; Malvales; Malvaceae. Gene Ontology annotation, molecular function: ATP binding; four-way junction helicase activity; 3'-5' DNA helicase activity. Gene Ontology annotation, biological process: double-strand break repair via homologous recombination; DNA replication.